UUUUGAGACAGAAUCUUGCUAUGUAGUGAGGUCUGGCUUCAAAUUUGUGACCCUCCCGUCUCAGCCUCCCAGAGGUGGUAAAAUUCCAGUGCUGGAACUACAAGCAAGUACUGCCACACUGUUCUAGCCAGUGCUCUUAACUACUAUAGUAUUAAACUCUAUCAAGUUCUACCCUCUCCAUAAUUUAGAUCAAGGUUAAACCAUCACAGCUGAGAGGCUACAUAAUCUCCAAGGCCCUUUCCAAAAAAUAGGUGUAUCACGAAACACAGAAAUCUGUUCAAAAUACACAUAUUUGUGGUGGUCUACUCCAGGCUUAAGGGGAAGACCAUCAAUAGAACCCAAUAAUGGGAAAGUGUUACAGUUUGGAUUAGGAAUGUCCCCCGAAGGCUCUUGUGUUGAAAGCUUGGUUCUCAACUCGUGGCACUACUGGAAAGUGGUGGAAACUUCAGCAGAUUGGGCCUAACUGAAAGAAGAAGGUCACAGGAGCUAGGGAUCCUACAGCUUGCUCUGCCUCCUGCCCAGCUGACACGAUGUGAGCAGCUUUGCCCCAUCACAUGCUCCCCACCACGACAUGCUGCCUCACCACAAACCCAGCCAACCACGGACUAAAGACCUCCAAAACUUUGGAAGAAAAUGAUCGCUGCCGGACACGCUGAGUUUCGCGGCUUAUCUCUGCGGCGCCUUCUCUGAUUGGCUGUGAGGAACCACGGUCAAUGCGUCACUUCCGGCGGAAGCGGGCGCGGGAGAUUCGAUUGAAUGUAUUUGGUGAUCCUCUGCGCCCAGCUGACCUACGUUACUUGAGCGUUCCCGGGAGCGGCCGCUGGGCCUUUGCCGCAGGUCCCGGUGUAAACACAUGACUAGAAAAAGGAAAUUUCUUCUUGCCUCAGUACUUGCUCUCCAGAAUUUGAGUUUUAUAUACCCAUCAUGUCAAAAGUGCUUCUCUCGGAUAAUCCUCGGCUCCAAAAGGUCUAGUUGUCCAAAAUGUGGCUGUACUGGUGAAGUGGAAAAUACACGUUACAGAUACAAACUUUCCUUAAAAGUUGCAGAAACAAACAAAUUGUUUUUCAUUACCGUAUUUGGAAGCUGCUUAGAUCCAUUUUUUGGUCUUACUGCCACUGAUUUGCACAGGUGCAUUCAUGAUCCUAAUAACAUUUCAGAAACACUGGACAGUGAUACAGUUCAGGACCUGUUAGCCAAAGCAGUUGAAACUUGCUUUGUUGGGCAAAGCUUUAUUUUUGGAGUGACGAAUUUUGAAAAUCAUUGUGGACAUGGUUCAGAUUCCAAUAACUUCUUACAAAGGUGUCAUGAUCUCAGAAGAAAAAUCAGAGCGCUGGUAGCUUGCCAGAUCCUUCUGCCAGACCCACGUGCUGCAGGCUUCACUGUCAUUGACUGUUUCCAUCAGUUUUUGCAGACUUCCAACUUGAGGAAGCUGCACUGUGGCUCCCAGAAACCCAGCAGCCAGUUACUUUCUUUAGAUCACUCCAGUAGUGAUCACAGCAGCAUACGUGAUUCUGACAGCACUUCCUGUUUUUCUGAGUCUCACCCUAGAGAUAAUGUUUCAAGAUUCGGGCACCUAUCACUUGAACUCACCUCUACUGUUUCACAGCUAACAGAUAAGGAGGAUUUUUCAGCUUCAGAACAAAGCACGGCCAUUGGUACUCCUCACCAAAACAGAAAGUGCUCGUCCUUGCCAGAGAUCACUGGUUCCAGUGAUUGCCAUAAUUCCAUUCAGGGUUCCUGGAGCCUUGUUUCAUAUACGGACAGAAAAAGUACCCCAAAAAUGUUGGGUGAAGAACUUGGCUUACAGGGUAAUCAGCUGAGUGUAGUUCACAGCAGUCAUCACAAAACUAGCAUUGCUAGCUCUAAUUUGUUCCCUUUGAAAAUGCAAGAGCCCCUUGAGUCUAGUAUAGAAUCCUUCCAUGAUACAGUAGAAAUUGAAAAUAGGUAUUCCCCAGAUGAGCUACCAUGUUACCAAUGUCAGUAUGUAGACAACACUAGCCAUCAAGAGAUAGCUACCUCUUGUUCACCUGCACCACUCAGACCUGAAGAGGUAACCAGCAGUUCUCAGGAUUUUGACCCUGUGUUUUGGGAUGACCUUCCAUUAUCAGAAAGCCUGGACAAGUUUCUGGCAGUUGUUGAAAGUGAGGUUGCUAAAACCCCAAGAGAUGGCAGGAAUAAGAAACAUAAUAUAGAUAAUGACAUAGAUAAAUUCCAUACAGACUACACCAGGUUAUCUCUGUCUCCAUGGAGAACUACUGGAGCACUGUGUACACCACCUGCACCUUUAACAUCAUCACAAGCAACAAACAAAGCAAACUCUACCAAAGAUAACUUCCUUUCUAACUGUGAAGCAAAUAAGGGUUCUAGUAUUCAUAAGGAGUCACAACCAGUUAACGCAGCAAAUGGUGUCUCCAUAAGCAGUAAUGGAACAGCAGAGGCUAUAUGUGCAAGCAGUAGUGGAAGGAGUGUUUCAGACUAUUCCACACCAAAAACUUGUCUGUCAGCUCUGUUUCUAUCUUCAAAAGAUUUAGAAACAACCAUUACUCUUAAGAAAACUAUUGAAAUUCUGCCACAGAGAGAGAAAAUUUCACCUAUGCCCAGUACUUCAGAGAAUGACCAUUCUUACCUUGGUAUCAAAUAUUUUAGUGGAUGUGGGGAAAAGUCACUUUCAGAAGUGAAUGAAAGGUUGACAACUUUGUGUUCUAAGGCAUACAAUGAUGUUUCUGAGCUUUGCAAACUAGAAAACAAACAUUGUAUGUGGCCAAAGAACCAACAUGAUAUUUUUACAAUUUGUAGGAAACUUACAUAUCCUUUAGAAACUCCUUGCAGUAGUCCUGGUAUUAGUACAAAUACGUUGAAAGAAAUGUCAUAUGGACAUAUCGAUAAUAAUUUAACACAAAACUCUCCUUGUCAUGAAAACUCUCUUGGUCACUACAAUGCUUCUGCUGAUCUCUUUGAGGAUAUUGCUAAAGAUAUAGACAUUACAACAGAAAUUACCAAAAAAUCGAAGGACGUUGUAUUACAAUGGGAGACAUCUUUGGCAGAAAAACAUCUUGAAGAGUCUGAAUUUUCACUAAAAUCACUUUCUGAAAACUCUACCCAGUCUUCAGAAAAAUUAUCCUUGCAAAGCAUAUCUGCCUUCGGGUAUCCAAGAACAUGUUCUCCUCUGCCUCAUCCUCAGUCAGAUUUGGAAUAUGAUCUUGAAGACAGCCAAAACUUUAUUCCAUGUUCACAGUCCACUCCAGUUACAGGAGUCUGCCACACAAGAACUCAUGGGAUACAUGGAAUUUUCAAAAAAUUACCUGUACUUUAUGCAAAUAUUAACGCUAACUAUAACAAAACACAAAUAUCUCCUGAAAAUAACACACAGCAAGCCAUUCCAAGUUGUCCACAAAAUAUAAAAGUACAUAGCCAGAAAUCCAGAAGCCCUGUUAUAACUGCUAUUACACAACCAAAGACUUUCAACCACUGUACUGUUGCUGAGUGCUCUGAAACUGAGGCAGAUGAAUGGGUCCCCCCUACCACAAAGAAAGUGUUUCACUCAGAUAGCCGUGGGUUCCAGGUCAUUGGUUUAAGGAAAUGCCCUGCUGCCCAUAAUUCACCUGACCAGGGAGAGGUACCAAGAAAGAAACUGAAACAUAUCAAACAAAGAACUGAUACCUGUUUCAUUAAGAAGAAGUUUAAAAAGAGUAUGUUCACAGGAAGAGGUGCAAAACAGAAAACUAAAUAUAACUGUAAAAGUUCAGGCCAGAUUUCUGAAGAGUCAGUUUUUAAAGUUGGUUCCUUUUCAGAAAACUCUGUACCUUUAGUAUCUGAAACAAAAAAUACUUGGUCACCUGAGUUGUUUUCAUAAACAAAAAAUUACCUGAGCCCAAUUCCUAAAUUUUUAAUACAGGUGAAUCUCAAAACUUGCCUCUUGUGGCACAGAAAGUAUUAUUUACAUUUUGCACACUUUAAUAGGAGUAAACAGGGAAGACUGGACUGGGUGCUAUUGAGUUUUUUAAAUGUAAAGCAGUUGUUUUCUCUGUUUUAUCCAGAUAUUGUGACUAAGACACUUAGGCACUUUAUAUUAUAUUGUUCAUUGUACUUUAGUAAUAAUAUUAAUUUUUCUUUUCAAAAAUAUUUGUUGAAAUUACAAGUACAUCCAUAAAUAAAGCCUUUA
Chinchilla lanigera (long-tailed chinchilla) is the source of this 4162-nucleotide messenger RNA. RefSeq names its product DNA damage-induced apoptosis suppressor (gene Ddias). Gene Ontology annotation, biological process: negative regulation of intrinsic apoptotic signaling pathway in response to DNA damage. Gene Ontology annotation, cellular component: cytoplasm; nucleus. The transcript is spliced from 6 exons. The record is from RefSeq and is a predicted model, not a curated record. Lineage: Eukaryota; Metazoa; Chordata; Mammalia; Rodentia; Chinchillidae. Bases 854 to 3853 code for a protein of 999 amino acids.